AAAAAAAAAAAAAAAGUAAAGAAAUCUAUACAGGCUAUAAGGUGGGAAAAAUAGAGAUAUGGUAGAUUCUUUCACUCACACAGACAGUGUUAAUAAACUGUGCACUCAUUUCUCAUUUCUUUAUAAGCUGUAGACACAGACAAAAGAAAGAGACUUUCCCAAACGAACCCAAGCAAUUCAUCCAAACCCCAGAACCCAAUAAAACCCUUUUGAUUUCGUUUUCCAUUACGAGGGUAUUUCUGGUAAUUUGAACACUUACUAUACAACCACCCACCCUUAUGAUCGCCUCCGGUACCGGCGGCCACCCCAUAUACGGCGGCGGCGUCGGAAGGUACUCGGUCAUGGCGCCGGCGCCAUUCAACGUUGCCGUCGCCAUUACGGCCUUGGCUGGGUUCACACUGAUCAUGGCCUUGUUCUACACGGCCAGUAGGUAAAAAAGAGGAAAAAAAAAAAAAAAAAAAACCAAUGGAAUUUCUCUGAGCGUUGCUUCGGAAACCCUAAACCCAAAGAAAAAUUAAUAUGUCAACCACCAAAAGUUUCGAUUUUUAUUGAAUUUUGUUAUUUGGGAUUUUGUUUGUUUGUUUGUAUGUUUUUGCUUUUGCUUUUUUACAACCUUGUAUAAGCUUCUAUAGAUGAAAGCUCUUCGACGAAGCCAUACUUCGUCUUCGAAUUCCUCUCCUUCUUCUUCUUCUUCUUCGUCGUCGUCGUCGUCGUCAUGGAUUCAUUUGCGUUCGGUUCUAUUCGUUGUUACUUCUUCUUCCCCAGCUUAUUGUUCCUCCUCUGAUCGGGGUCGCCUUAAAUCACCUUGGUCCCGCCGGAAAAGAAAACAUGCCCUUUCACCUCAGCAAUGGAGAAGUUUGUUCACACCUGAUGGGGAAUUCCGUGAUGGUGGGGUUAAGUUCUUGAAGAAAGUUCGCAGUGCAGGUGUUGAUCCAAGUAUUAGAUCUGAGGUUUGGCCGUUCCUUCUAGGAGUCUAUGACUUGAACACUUCCAAAGAAGAAAGAGAUGCAAUAAGAUCUCAGAAAAGAAAGGAAUAUGAAAAACUCCGUAGACAAUGCCGUCGGCUUAUGAAACGCGGCAAUGAGAGCUUUAAGCUUAAUGAAUUUGAUGGAUUCUGCUACAAUGGAGACAGCGGGAGUUUCAUUCAUGACUCAAAUUCUCCCAGCUCUGAAGAUGUGGUUAGCGCUAGGGAGUCCCUUUCUAGUGAGGAAAGGGGUGUGGAUGUUGAAUACUUAGAUGAUCCCUCAAGUACCUUGUUGGAUGGAGAUGAUAGUUCAAGACGAAUUACAAAUGUUGAUUCCUCUGUAUUGAACACUGAAUCAUCUGAUUCAGACUCUUCAGAAGACCUGGAAGUGUCCCAGACUUUUCCCUCAUCUGAAGGAGGGGAAGAGUCCAAGGAUAAUUCUCCUUCCAGGACAGAAGUCCAAUCAAAACUCUGCACCAAUGAAGACUUCACCACAUGGCAACGAAUCAUUCGCGUUGAUGCAGUCCGUGCUAAUUCUGAAUGGAUACAAUAUUCCCCAUCUCAAGCUGCAGUAUCGGAAGCUAGGGCAAGACGCUGUGCUGAAGCUGUUGGAUUGAAGGAUUAUGAUCACCUGGAACCCUGCAGAAUUUUUCAUGCUGCCCGGCUGGUUGCGAUUCUUGAAGCAUAUGCACUCUACGACCCAGAAAUUGGUUACUGCCAGGGUAUGAGUGAUCUUCUCUCUCCUAUUAUCACUGUAAUCACAGAGGAUCACGAGGCUUUCUGGUGUUUUGUGGGUUUCAUGAGGAAGGCACGACAUAAUUUUAGGCUGGACGAAAUUGGAAUUCGUAGGCAGCUGAAUAUUGUUUCUAAAAUUAUCAAAUGCAAGGACUCCCACCUUUACAGGCACUUGGAGAAACUACAAGCGGAGGAUUGCUUUUUUGUUUACAGGAUGGUGGUGGUGCUGUUUAGGAGGGAAUUGUCAUAUGAACAGACAAUAUGCUUAUGGGAGGUAAUGUGGGCUGAUCAGGCAGCCAUAAGGGCUGGGAUUGGAAAAUCUGCCUGGAGCAGGAUACGACAACGAGCUCCACCAACAGAUGAUCUAUUACUUUAUGCCAUUGCAGCAUCAGUUUUGCAGAGACGGAAAUUGAUAAUCGAGAAAUAUAGUAGCAUGGAUGAGAUCAUAAGGGAGUGCAAUAGCAUGGCCGGGCAACUCGAUGUGUGGAAGCUUCUUGAUGAUGCUCAUAACUUGGUCGUAACCCUGCAUUACAAGAUAGAAUCAUCCUUCUGAUUAGAUAUAUUGUUGGCUAAUUUAUCCUGUGCCUUUCUCCUUUCUUGUAUUCUGGUUCUGCACGACGUAUAAUCUUCUUGAGCAUGAGAUAAAAGCACACACCCCAAGAGCGGUAGUGCAGGUUUUUCUGUUGUUCUGCCAUGCUCAAACCGUUUCAAGGCUCAAACGGGUUUCAGAUGGCAACAUGCACCAAAAAAGGGUUAUAUCCAAAUUUAUUUUAGUUGUAUUCCACUGCUUCUAAAUUUAUGAACAUUAAUCACUGUGGGCAUUAAAGUGCCCCUAUUACUAUUAAUGUAUUUGUACCAUAUGGGAUGAUGGGGAAGCCAUUCAUCAUUUGGACUAAUAUUAUCCCGGAAAUUAAUAUAUAUACUCCAUUUUGGAGUAAAAAGUCCUCGAGAAUUGCAUUC
Ziziphus jujuba (common jujube) is the source of this 2659-nucleotide messenger RNA. RefSeq names its product rab GTPase-activating protein 22. The transcript has 5 exons. The record is from RefSeq and is a predicted model, not a curated record. Gene Ontology annotation, molecular function: GTPase activator activity. Gene Ontology annotation, biological process: activation of GTPase activity. Lineage: Eukaryota; Viridiplantae; Streptophyta; Magnoliopsida; Rosales; Rhamnaceae. The coding region runs from base 633 to 2252 and encodes 539 amino acids.